Molecule: messenger RNA, 1889 nt
Organism: Humulus lupulus (European hop)
Lineage: Eukaryota; Viridiplantae; Streptophyta; Magnoliopsida; Rosales; Cannabaceae
Product: plant UBX domain-containing protein 2
Exons: 3
Coding region: 97-1572 (491 amino acids)
Biological process (GO): defense response to fungus
Molecular function (GO): protein binding
Source: RefSeq, a predicted model, not a curated record
UCUUCGAAAGACUUCUCUUUUCUCUUCGAUAGAAACUUCACCACUUUCUGUACAUAACACUCUCUUCUUCUUCGUCUUCUUCUUGGUUUUGCAGAAAUGGACGACGUUAAAGACAAGGUCAAAGGCUUCAUGAAGAAAGUCAACAACUCUAUUUCUUCUUCUUCCUCUUCCGGUAAAUUUAAGGGCCAAGGUAGGGUUCUUGGAUCCUCCUCUUCUUCCGCUCCUUCUAAUCCCGUUCUUCCUCGCCCUUCUUACACUCCUCAAUCGGGUUCUAUUUCGAAUUCCAAUUCCAAUUCGAAGCCUUUGCUUCCCAAAACGCAGACUUCCAAUCCAAAACCAGUCUCUUCGCUUCAGGAAACACAGAAUUCCAAUCCAAAACCAGAGCCUUCGCCUUCCCCUUCGAGUAGUUCGAAUCCGGAUCCUAAACCGGUAAAUGGGUUCGACCCUUUUGAGUCUUUGGUCACUUCUGGGAAGAGGUGUCGAAAUGGGUUUGCUCCUCAGGUUUUCAAAUGCCCGAUUUGUGAUCAAGUGUAUGGGUCGGAGGACGAGGUGUCCGCACAUGUUGAUAGCUGUGUUAAUGAUGGUGAAAGUGGUACUGUUCCGGGAUCGGUCGAUAACGGGGUUGAUUCGUCGAGAAAUGAGCUGGAGGCUCGGGUUGGCGGGUUUCUUUCGGGGAAGCCGGCAGCUGGGUCGAUUGAGAUUGUUCUUAAGUUGUUGAAGAACAUAGUUAAAGAACCGGAGAAUGCAAAGUUCAGGAAGAUUCGAAUGGGCAAUCCGAAGAUAAGGGAGGCGAUCGGGGAAGUCGUGGGAGGGAUCGAAUUGUUGGAGGCUGUGGGAUUUGCGUUGCGAGAAGAGGAUGGGGAGAUGUGGGCAGCAAUGGAGGUUCCUUCGGAGGAUGGAAUUGGUUUGAUAAAGUAUGCGGUGCAGUUACUCGAACCAAUAAAAGAACAAGAACCGCAGAAGAUGACCAGUUCUUCAUCUGUUGCUUCUGCUAACUUAGAGGAAAAGGUUGAGCAAAAAAAGAUUGACAGACAGACCAAGGUGUUCUUUUCUGUCUCUGAGAACAUAGCAGCUAAAAUAGAGCUACCGGAUUCUUUCUAUAAAAUGUCACUUGAAGAGCUGAGAAGAGAAGCUGAAAUAAGAAAGAAAAAGCUUGCAGAUUCUCAGCUUUUGAUCCCUAGGUCGCUUAAGGAAAAGCAAGCAAAAGCUGCUAGAAAGAGGUAUACAAAAACUGUCAUCCGUGUCCAAUUUCCCGAUGGUGUGGUGCUCCAAGCUAUUUUCUCUCCAUUUGAGCCAACAAGUUCCCUCUAUGAGUUUGUCAGCUCAGCACUGAAAGAACCCAGCUUGGAAUUCCAGCUGUUGAAUCCGGUAAAUAUCAAACGGCGAGUGAUCCCUUGCUUUCCUGCAGAAGGUGGGAAACAAACAACACUUGAGGAAGAGGAUUUGGUCCCUUCAGCUCUUAUCAAGUUUAGACCAAGCGAAACAGAUUCCAUUGUUUUCACAGGACUGCGCAAUGAACUCUUAGAAAUUAGUGAGCCGCUUUUACCGGAUUCAGCUGUUUCUUCAACAUGAGCUUGAACUUGGGUAUAACAACUUUACUCAAUCUCAGGACUAAGAAACUUCAGAAGCUUCAUGUUCCUCCCAAUGGUGUUGUAACUUAAGUUAAAAUCAUUUAUUGAGUUCUUCAUAUCUUACACUUGAUUCACUGUGCAAUUAUAUUAGCUUUUGCCCUUGGCCUGAGCCUAAAGGCUAAAUUUCUUCAACUUGUAAAGAAAACUGGAUUGGAAUUGAUUUUUUUUCUUCUUCAUUUUACAAUUUUGUUAGAUGUUGUUAAUGAACUUAGACACUGAUGCUGGUUAAUCAAUGUAUGGGCAUGUUUGUUUGGCUUA